GUGCCACAGUCAUCACGGUGCCGGUGCCACCACCGCACGCCGGCACCGCUGCUGCCACACCGCCCGCCGUGGCCAGCUGGGCUCUGGCACCCACAUCUCCCCCCGAGGGUACCGGUCGGGGGGCCAGGCUGAGGAGGGGGCGCUUCCAUCGGGACUCGCCAUGUCCGACAGCGGCUGGGUGGGCUCCUGGAGACCCCACCGCCCCCGAGGGCCCAUCUCCGCCCAGUACCACACCCCCGGCCCCAAGUAUGGGCUCCCCGGCAACGUCGGUUACAACCAACACGACCCCACGCGGAGCCGAGCCCCCGCCUACACGAUCGGGCUGCGGCUGAAGGCGGAGCAGGAGCACUGCUCCCCCGGCCCCCAGUACCUGGUGCGGCCCGGCUUCACCUGCCGCGGCAAGGACGGCAUCCCCGCGCACACCAUCUGUGCCAUGCUGAUGGCCAUCCGGCUGCGGGGCAUGGACGCGGGGGAGACGCUGGCCCUGACCCGGGCCAUGGCCGCCUCAGGCCGGGCGCUGGCCUGGCCGCCCGCCUGGCACGGGCUGGUGGUGGACAAGCACUCGACGGGGGGCGUGGGGGACAAGGUCAGCCUGGCUCUGGCCCCCGCGCUGGCUGCCUGCGGCUGCAAGGUGCCCAUGAUCAGCGGGCGAGGGCUGGGCCACACCGGGGGCACCCUGGACAAGCUGGAGGCCAUUCCCGGCUUCCGUGUCUCCCUGAGCCCUGAGGAGAUGCGCAGCGCCCUGGAGCGGGUGGGCUGUUGCAUCGUGGGGCAGAGCGAGGAGCUGGUACCCGCUGAUCGGGUGCUGUACGGGCUGCGGGACGUCACGGCCACCGUGGACAGCGUGCCCCUCAUCACCGCCUCCAUCCUCAGCAAGAAGGCGGCGGAGCAGCUCUCGGCGCUGGUGCUCGAUGUGAAGUUCGGGAGCGCCGCCCUGUACCCCACGCAGGACAGCGCGCGGGAGCUGGCGCAGAGCCUGGUGGAGGUGGGCACACAGCUGGGCAUCCGCACGGUGGCCGUGCUGUCCCGCAUGGAUCAGCCCCUGGGCCGGGCCGUGGGGAACUCGCUGGAGGUGCUGGAGGCGCUGGAAUGUCUGGACGGGGGCGGCCCCCCCGACCUGCGGCAGCUGGUCACGACCCUCGGCGGGGUGCUGCUGUGGCAGUGCGGGAAGGCGGCGGGGGCCGCGCAGGGCCGGGAGCUCCUGGGCCGGGCGCUGGACGAUGGCUCAGCCCGGAGCAUCUUCGAGGCCAUGCUGGGGGCGCAGGGGGUGCCCCCCGACACCGCCCACAGCCUCUGCAGCGGGACCCCCGCCCAGCGCCGACGGCUCCUCGGAACGGCCAAGGUCUGCGAGGACCUGCCCGCUCUGCAGGAGGGCUGGGUGCAGGAGGUGCGGGCGCUGCCCCUGGCCCAGGUCCUGCACGGGCUGGGCGCGGGGCGGUCGCGGGCCGGGGACCCCGUGGACCUUCUCGUGGGCGCCGAGCUGCUGGUGGGAGCGGGGCAGCACCUGCGGGCAGGCGAGCCGUGGCUGCGGGUGCACCACGAGGGGACCCUCGGCGCGGGGGGGCGGCGGGCGCUGCAGGACGCUCUGCGCCUCGGCCCGGAGCCCCCCCGGGACCCUCCGCCGCUGGUGGCCGAGACCAUCGUGCCCGAGGGGGCCGCCCCGGCCCCCCAAUAG
Molecule: messenger RNA, 1675 nt
Organism: Empidonax traillii (willow flycatcher)
Lineage: Eukaryota; Metazoa; Chordata; Aves; Passeriformes; Tyrannidae
Product: thymidine phosphorylase-like
Exons: 10
Coding region: 161-1675 (504 amino acids)
Biological process (GO): pyrimidine nucleobase metabolic process; pyrimidine nucleoside metabolic process
Cellular component (GO): cytosol
Molecular function (GO): pyrimidine-nucleoside phosphorylase activity; 1,4-alpha-oligoglucan phosphorylase activity
Source: RefSeq, a predicted model, not a curated record